ACAAUUAAUAAUGUAUACGCCUGUGUGUGUGUAUAUAUAUACUCAAAUGUGUCAAAUAUUUUUUUAAAACACGGACCUCGUAGGUAAGUACGGUUGUCAUGACACACAUAUAUGUAAAACACAUAUAAUAGGUAUAGUACCCGCAAUGAAAGGGGUUAUUCGCGAGAUUGUUUCAUUAUAAUAUACUAUAUACCUAGUUCAAAAUAUAACCGUGCUUAAAAAUCUUUUAAAUGAUUUCGGAUGACUUGGCUUUGGGAAAAAGUAAGGAAGUCUUUCCUCAAUAGGACGUUGACUUUUGCCGUAGUGCCUUGCGUCAGUAGAUCUCCUAUAGGAGAUCAUUUGCAUUCAAAAAAUAUAGAAACUUGUGAGGAAGCAGAAGAUCAUUGGGGGGAUCGCCUUAGUCCGUGCCCUUUUUGCGGUCACGAAGAUAGCCCGAUUUUAGCUAGAAGUCAAAGAUCAUGCAGCGAUCCUACAGUAUCAGGAUAUUCUAGACUACCUCCAAUUGGCAAUUCAAACCAGUUUCUAACAUAUAGACCAACCAUACCUCCUAUUAAUAAUCAAAAUCCAAUUGAUCAGAGUUGUAGAAACAUUCAAAAAAAUCUUCAAAUAGAAUCUAAACCUCAAUAUCCAACUAGACACGAAACAAGAGAAGAAUUUUUACAAGAAAUACGAAAAGCUCGUAAAAAUGAAAAUUAUAUGACCGUUCAGCGUUUUUAUAUGAGGUUGUUCAAUUCAUUUAGCGAGAUUUGUGCACUUUUUAAGGUUAAUCCAAAUCAAUCUGGAGCUAAACUAGAUGACCCUGAUCUUCAUUUAGAAUUUGUCUACGCUAUAAAUGAUGCACUCAAGGACUUGUCUAGUGGAAUUCAUAAAACAGUUUUAAAGUCAAUAAUCAAUGCAUUGCUAGAAAAUAAUAAAAAUCUUUACGAGAAAGAUGAAGUCAGAGCUUUAUUUGUAUUACUACAAUGUCCAGUUUUUGGAACUCAAUCAAGUGCACCAAUAUUUGCACAUUUAUUAAACUAUAUUGCUCAAUUAAGCAAAGAUGAUCACCAACUAUUGGUUCAUUGGUUCAGAAUAUUGGAACUGGAUAAAUUAAGAUCAUUAAUACGAUAUAUUAUGCAAUUUAUAACAUUACGGCAAUUUUCUCCAAAUGACAAAUCUCUACCACCUUUAGGAAAAACACUGUGGUGGAUACCAUCAGCAACCAAAAAUUUAGCAUUAAUAAAUGCAGCCAACAAAUUAGGAACCGAACUAUUACAUUUUACUGAAUUAUAUAAUUCUGCUUUGGAUCAUAUUGAUCUGAUGCGUGAUUAUUACAAUUGGCAAAGUUUAGGCCCGUACGAAUGUUUUUCUUACUGCCAAUAUCCAUUCAUUCUGAGCAUUGUUGCAAAAAGGAUCAUACUCACUAAAGAUUCAGAACAGCAAAUGAUUCUAAAUGCUAGAAAAUCAUUGGUAUCUAAGGUUGCAAGAAGGCAGACACCUAAUAUCGAUAUAUUCUUUUUAAAUAUAAAUGUCAGAAGAUCACAUUUGGUACAGGAUUCAUUAAAUGAGAUUGCUUUCAAACAGAAGGAUUUAAAGAAAAAGUUAAAAGUGACAUUCGCUGGAGAACCAGGACUAGACAUGGGUGGUCUAACAAAGGAAUGGUUUUUACUUCUAAUUCGCGAAAUAUUUCACGCCGAAUACGGAAUGUUCGUGUAUUACUCGCACUCGCGGUGCUACUGGUUCAGCACCGGGCAAACGGACCACACGAACCUCCGCGAAUACAAUCUCAUUGGUGUAUUGAUGGGCCUGGCAGUGUAUAAUUCCAUUAUACUGGACCUGAGUUUUCCAGGAAUUUGCUACAGGAAACUGUUAUCGCCACCAGUCGUGCCUACUGUCAACGACGACAGAGUGGGCGUCGUCGAAAAUCCCACGUUAGACGACUUGAACGAGAUCAUGCCAGAUGUAGCCAGUGGCUUAAAACAUCUACUUGAAUACGAGGGAAAUGUUGAAGAAGAUAUGGGACUUACAUUUCAGGUAUCAUUAGAGGAACACAGAACACCCAAAACGCACAAACUAAAACCAAACGGAGAAAAUAUACCAGUUACGAAUGAAAGUCGUGAAGAGUAUAUAAACUUGUACUUGAAUUGGGUACUGAAUUUAUCCAUUUACGAACAGUUCCGUGCAUUUUACUUCGGAUUUCACAGCGUAUGCGCCUCCAACGCUUUAAUUAUGCUGAGACCAGAAGAAGUCGAAUUGUUGGUCUGCGGCACGGACACGUUAGAUUUGCACGAACUCCGCAAAGCCACAGAAUACGAUGGAUAUCGACCGGACGACAACAUUAUUAGCAUCUUUUGGAAUGUUAUCGAUUCGUUAUCGGACGAUCAAAAGCGUAAAUUCUUAUUGUUUGUCACUGGAAGCGACCGCGUGCCAGUCGGUGGUAUGGGUGACAUGAAUUUCAAAAUAACUAGAGGUCCCAACAGAUCUGAUUACUUGCCCGAAGCGCAUACAUGUUUUAAUCAGUUAGUGUUACCCCAAUAUCCAGAUCACGAUCAACUUAAGGAGAAACUGGUGACGGCCAUACUAAACGCUGAAGGAUUUGGAAUGGAAUAAUAAUGUAUAGUAUAGGUACUAUUACUUACUGUCAAUUAGUAAAGUUAUUACAUAUUAGUAGGCACCUACUACAUAUAUAUAAUAAAAUAGGUAGGUAUGUAGGUACAUAAAUACCUAAUACCUAAUUAAAAUUAAGUUUCAACCGAUUGUUUUAGUCAGUUUUAGACUAAAUAAAUAGUAGCUAGGUAUUAAUAGGUGCUAUAUUUAUGCAGGCGCGGAUCCAGAAGAUUUUAACAGGGGGUGCUCAAAAAAAAGGAAGGCAAGUGGGUGUCGCUUUGCUUUACAGUAGGUUACAAUUGGAUCACUGUAUAGUCUGUAAUGGAUGAUGUUAAAUUUGAAUUUGAUGA
Acyrthosiphon pisum (pea aphid) is the source of this 2936-nucleotide messenger RNA. Its product is annotated as putative E3 ubiquitin-protein ligase HECTD2. The coding region runs from base 241 to 2589 and encodes 782 amino acids. Gene Ontology annotation, molecular function: ubiquitin protein ligase activity. NCBI's taxonomy places the organism in Eukaryota, Metazoa, Arthropoda, Insecta, Hemiptera, Aphididae. The transcript is spliced from 14 exons. The record is from RefSeq and is a predicted model, not a curated record. Gene Ontology annotation, biological process: protein polyubiquitination.